CGGCGGCGGGGGCGGCCCGAGCUUCAGCCCUCCACUCCCGCGGCCGAGGGAAGGCCGGCCGGGGGCCCCGCCUGCGAAAUGGCCGACGCCCCGGGCGCGGCCCUCGGAGCGCUCCUCUCCUCUCUCUCCUCCGCGGCGCCGUGGCCCAGGGACGCCGCCACCGCCUGGCGCGGAAGCCGAGGCUGAGGGCCGAGCGGGGCCGGGAGGAGAGGCGGCCGGGCCGAGGGAAGCGGGCGUCCGGGAGGAAGCCCCCCCCCCCCCGCCGGGGCGGCCUCGGUGUGGCGGAGUGGAGAGUAGGCCUCCCGGCGGGCCCCCCUUAGGGAGCGCUGGACGUUUGCCCAGGGGCGAGCAGAGGUGAAUGAGAGUUGAGUAUUAGAAAAAGUAGAUGUAUUCUCUACUCCGAGAUUUAGCUCCCUGAUUGUUGUAGUCUUCACUUUGUGGAGCAUUGGUGCUGAAAUACUGAAGCAGUUAAUGGUUGAAUAUGAUCACAUUUCACCAUCAAGUUCUCAGCCUGAUAACGAGAAUCCCUUUUUGUCAACCUAAUGAAGCAUUCAAACAAGUCAUAUGACUCUUUUCAAGAUGAACUUGAAGAUUAUAUUAAAGUACAGAAAGCCAGAGGCUUAGAGCCAAAGACGUGUUUCAGAAGAAUGAGAGGGGAUUAUUUGGAAAGCUGUGGGUACAGAGAAGAGUUUGAUUCCAGACCCAGGUAUAGCAUGUUUGAUCAAAGACUCCCAUCUGGAACCAACCAUACCUACCCAAGAUCAUGCAGUAGUUCACAGACAGAAGACCGCUUGCCCCAGUGGUUACCAGCUCAUGGAAAGCUGAGCUUAGACUCUCUGAGCUACUGUCAAUUUACCAGGGACAGCUUCUCAGAAAAAUCAGUCCCCUUCAACCUUAGUCAGCAAGAAUACAGCUGUGGCUCAUAUAGUGUAGAAUCUGUAGUUCACAAGCACCUCAGCUCAGGACACAGUACCAUUGACCCUCAAGCCAGUCAUAGACAAAUGCACCAGAAGAGGAAAAGACAUCUAGAGGAGAGCAGAGAAAAGGAGGAAGAACGGCCCAAACACGAGAGGAAAAGGAGUUCAGAGGAAAUGGAUUUAAACAAACACAGGAGCAUCCAAAGAAAGAAAACAAAGGCAGAAACAGAAACUCUACAGGACGGUACAGAAAAGCUUAAGAACCGAAAAGAGAGAAAAGGCCGAGAUGUGUCCUCUAAGAAAGAGGACCGUAAGCGUAGAAAGGAGAAAAAGGAACAAGGCGAAGAAAGGACAGAGGAGGAGAUGCUUUGGGACCAGUCUAUCCUUGGAUUUUGAAGCUCCUAAGUCAGUUCUCCUGAGGCUCAACUGAAAGCAUCUGAGGAGCUUGGUUCUGUGCGUUCAUGUUCAUGUCACUUUCCUAUGUGGACAGAAGUUUCAACUUCUAAUGAAGUGAACGUGAGGGAUUUAGUAUGCUUGCUUUCCAACAUGCAGAUUCCUUUCCUAUUUCCUAAAAGCUUUAAUAAUUUUUCUUACAUAUAAUAGAAUUUCCCUUUAAGAAAAGAGUGGCUCUGCUUUGAUUCACCAAAUUGCUGUGGUAGUGGAAUUAUUUUCCCUUGGGAGAUCAUUUAUUUAAAAUUGGAGGAUUAACAGACUUUGUGGAAUCUGUUUCUUGGUUGGGUUUGUUUUAGUUUUGAGUCACAUAUUUUUAUGCUCACUGGCUUUCUCUAUGAAACAAUUUAGAUAACCUUUUGUAGAUCUAACUUGCAGUAUUUUCUGGAUUGGAAAGUGAAAUACAUUAUAAUAAUCUUAUCUUACAUAUAGUUUUAAAAGUUUCAGAGUCUUCACACAAAAUCAGUUUAUAUUCUGAAAAUGUUUAUAAUAAUAAAGUAUUUUAACUUCUGGA
Onychomys torridus (southern grasshopper mouse) is the source of this 1881-nucleotide messenger RNA. Its product is annotated as lysine-rich coiled-coil protein 1. Bases 543 to 1313 code for a protein of 256 amino acids. The record is from RefSeq and is a predicted model, not a curated record. The transcript is spliced from 3 exons. Lineage: Eukaryota; Metazoa; Chordata; Mammalia; Rodentia; Cricetidae.